AUGCCGUUGAUCAAUGGAUUGAAAAUGGCCUGUGAGCCAUGUAUCCGAGGUCAUCGAUCAACAAAAUGUACACACGCGAAUGAGAGACUGAUGGUGCCGGUGAGGAAGCCCGGAAGACCACUCAGUGCAUGCCCUCACUCGAAAGAUCAACCAUGUAACUGUGGGAGUGUUACUGCUGCUAUUCCAAGGAAGCAAGCAUGCCACUGUGGUACCGACACACCUGUCUCGACUCCUCCGGCUCCUAUGCAACGAGUCAACUCCAUAUCCGACCCUACUUCCCCGACGCAACUCACAUUUAAAAUACAAAAGACAGCAUCGAAGCCACAGUCCAGCAGGAAACAAUCAUUUGAUCCUGUAAAUUUGGAACGCAUGGAUUUAAACCAAGUCAAUAUAGUUCCCUUCGAUCAACAUACCCAGAGAAUGCAAAUCAUUCCCCCAAAUGCAUAUCAUAUUUCGACUGCUCCGCAACCCUAUGGGUAUGGCCCACCACAAUAUUCCAUCAUGCAACAACAAUAUGGCACCGUUCCUGUUCAACUGCCUCCGCCUAUGCAUGGAUUAGGAGGACCGAUAACAGAUAUAAGAAUAAGUGGAUUUACGAAUGGGCUCAGCAGCUUAGAUCAAGUUGUGGAAGAUCCUCUCGAGACACCGACUGAAGUGAAGAAUGGUCAAAUUACUCCUAAAAUGAACGGUGGUUCUUGUUGUGCGCCAUCUACUCCAGAAACCCCACCUCACAUCGAUAAUGUCGCUACGAGUAGUGCUUCAUGCUGUGCGCCUAAACAAAAUACCCACAGCCACACUUCUUCGAAUGCCAGUACAAUGUCAGAACCUCCGCAAGCUACACCUAAACCUAAAAGUUGUUGUUCUUCAAAGAAGAAGCCUUCAUCGACUCAAAACUCCCAAACGAAUACUCCCAUGAUGAACCCACACAUACCACAAAAUGGAUUUCCGAUGAAUAAUGCCAUAUAUUCACAAUACCCACCUACCGUAUUCACAUACCCUGCUACAUAUGGUUCUUAUCAAAACCCACUACAGCCAUCCGCAUGGCGCCAAGGUGUCCACGAUAUGAGUUACGGACAUGUUCAAGGGCAACCAUCUGUUCCUAAUGCGCCUUUGUCAUUCGAUCCGACUCAAAUGGCCCAAAACCCCGAGACCGUUCAUACAUGUGGUUGUGGCGACGGCUGCCAAUGUGUUGGUUGCGCAGCUCAUCCAUAUAACGAUGCGACAAGACAAUACGUCCUGUCAGCUUGGGAAUCGAUGCGGGUCGAACCCGACCUUUACAGCAAUGGUCACGCACAUGGGCGUAUCAACUCGAAUGGGAACAUUGCACCUAAUUCCAUCCAGACACAAGAUAUUAUCAAGGAGAACCCCACUUCUCCGCCUCCUGCUACUCCGUCUAGUACUACUUCCGGAGCUGCAGAAGAACAAAGCCUUUCAGCGUCGGAUUUUUUCUUCGUAAAUUAUCCCUUUAGCGCAGAAGACGGCUGUGCAGGAGAAACUCAAAGCUGUCCCUGCGGUGAUGAUUGCCAAUGUUUAGGCUGUACUAUUCAUCGCGUUCCAGAUAUUCCUUGCCCUGGCGAGAAGGAGACUUGUCCCUGUGGCGAUGACUGCGCUUGUAUUGGCUGUACUAUACACAACAUGUGA
This is a messenger RNA of Botrytis byssoidea, 1641 nucleotides long. RefSeq lists its product as uncharacterized. NCBI's taxonomy places the organism in Eukaryota, Fungi, Ascomycota, Leotiomycetes, Helotiales, Sclerotiniaceae. Gene Ontology annotation, biological process: positive regulation of transcription by RNA polymerase II; intracellular iron ion homeostasis; intracellular copper ion homeostasis. Gene Ontology annotation, cellular component: nucleus. The coding region runs from base 1 to 1641 and encodes 546 amino acids. The record is from RefSeq and is a predicted model, not a curated record. Gene Ontology annotation, molecular function: RNA polymerase II cis-regulatory region sequence-specific DNA binding; DNA-binding transcription factor activity, RNA polymerase II-specific; copper ion binding. The transcript is spliced from 2 exons.